Molecule: messenger RNA, 2325 nt
Organism: Lodderomyces parapsilosis
Lineage: Eukaryota; Fungi; Ascomycota; Pichiomycetes; Serinales; Debaryomycetaceae
Gene: TIP20
Product: Tip20p
Exons: 1
Coding region: 1-2325 (774 amino acids)
Biological process (GO): regulation of ER to Golgi vesicle-mediated transport; endoplasmic reticulum to Golgi vesicle-mediated transport; retrograde vesicle-mediated transport, Golgi to endoplasmic reticulum
Cellular component (GO): Dsl1/NZR complex
Source: RefSeq, a predicted model, not a curated record
AUGGAGGUUUCCAAUUACGUGGACGCCAACUUUACCAGUAUUGAAGAUUUGAGUUUAAUUGAGAGUAAGCUUGAUGAGUUGCGGGGCAUUGACAAGCAAGUGAAAACUGUUGUGGCCAACAGGUUGUCCAAUUCAAGUGAGUCACACUUUCAAAAGGAGCUUAAACCAGACAUUGAUGACUCUAAAUUGAAUGACGCGGUUGAGAAGAUUGUAUCAGUUGUGCAGGUGGUGACAAGUUUGGACGACUUAAAUGAAGCUUAUGACAAUAUCCAUGCGUUGAUUUUAGAAUUUGGUGAUAUACCGUUAUUGAGGGAAAUUCAGGUCCAAUUGAAGAAAAAACAGGUUGCUGAGAUCCAAACGGAGUAUCUUUUGAAAUAUCAACAGAUUGAGAGCAAGCUAACAGAGGAUGCAUCAUUGGAGGAUUUGCGUGCCAUUUCUCUGCAAAUAAAUGAGAUGCAUGCACCUGAGUUGGUUUCUCAGGUUGAUCAAGAAAUCAACCGACGAAGUGCAAACUUAGAAGGCGAAUUACAAAGUCUCAUUAAAGAAAAUAAAUGGUUGAGUAAAACCACCGUUUCAAACGCAACCUUGACAUCAAUCACCAAAAUUAGUGAAAGCUUGAUUGAACUACAAUCUAUACGGAAUUCGCCCUCAUAUCCUGAUACUUGGUGGGCAUUAGAACGCUUGUUGGAGCCGGUCAUUACAAGAUUCCACUACCAUUUUGACACUCCUAAUAAGGACACCAAUAAGUUGUCAAAACCAGAAUGGGCAUUGAAUUUCAUUGAAAACUUUUUGGAGGAUAAUCUUCCACUUCUCAAUACAGUUGUGGACCAACAGUUUAAAAAGAUUCAUCGAAUUGGAACGUAUGAGAUAAUAACCACUUUGCUCGUGCCAGUGCGAAACAAGAUGAACAAGGUAAUUAAAGUGAUAAACACUAAUUUGAAGUCCGAGUAUGAUAAUAAGGUGAGAGAAAAAUACGGUGUUUUGUUAUCUCAUUUGGUAUUUGAACUAUCAUCAUUUGACCAAAGACUAAGGAACAAGUACAGAUACAACCCAUUUGCGACGGACUCUUCAGGACCUGUGGUGGAAAAAUGGACUGGAAUUACGGGCGAUAUCUUCUUGGACGAGAAAAAUCGUGCUUUUGAAAGUUGGCUUGAGUUUGAAAAGACAUUAGCUGUGAAAAGAUUCAAUCUGGAGAUCAUUAACACCAAUGAUUGGAUUAAAGUAGAUUUUGAUUACCAACCACACAAAUUAAGCAAUGAAGAUCCAAGUGCUCGCAGAAGAUACUUGCGACCAACAUUUUCUGCUUAUGGGCUUGUCAAGCUCAUCGAAAACUUGAACACUCAUUUUCAAACCCUUAGGAUCGUUAAGUUCCAACUAAAGUACGUUUCGAGUAUUCAAUUACAUUUGCUCGAGUUGUACUUGGGAGAAUUGACCCAAGAGCACAAGACCUUUACUGACCAAAACACCAAGAGUGUUUUAACCAUGAUACCUGGAGGAAUUGAGACGAAUGCAAAGAACUCUAAUAAGCGUGAAGCAGACAUAAUCGUAAGCUUGGAAAAGCUCACUGAAAUAUAUUGCUCAACCAAGUUUGUCAAUAAUUGGAUCCAAAAGUGGAACGAAGAUCUUGUAUUUAUUCAGCUUUGGAAAUUGUAUCAAAGUUUUUCAAGUUCCGAUUUGGAUGCAGACAUGAAUGAUGGUUUAUUUAGCUCCAUUUCCACAAAGUAUGAUAAGUUGCUGGAUAAAACGCUCGACAGCUACUUGGGAAUUUUGCGAGUAGAGAUCAAACAAUUGUUGAAAGCAUUCGUUAACACAAGCCAGUGGGAUUUAGCCAACCCAGAAACUGAUCUUUUACCAUCUAAAGAGUUAAAUUCCAUAAUAAACACGUUGCCAAAUUAUUUGGAUAUCAUUGAAAAGUCGGUUUCAAAAGUUGAUUAUUUUGCUGUAUCUAAUAUGGCAGUAACUAUCAUAUCAGAGUUGUUGUAUGAAUAUGUCAUUACUAAUAACCGGUUUUCAAGGACCGGAAUCGACCAAUUGAUUCUUGAUUUCAACUACUUGGUCAGUUCGUUACAUGCAACACUACUUUUGAACACCAGAAGACUGAGCUCUAUCACGCGGCUUGAUGAUAACUCAUUAUCUAAUGAUGGGAAUAGGGGCUACGUCAAAGUGGUACAAGCAAUUGAUAUUCUCGACUCAGUUCUGCCGAGCUUAGCAGCUGAAAUUAAACACCAAGAUAGAGCAAUUGAUAACUUGAGGAAAGAUUAUGGACAUGGUAUAGGAGCUAUGAAAAACAGUGAGAUAAAAGAUUUACUCAACCGAAUUAUCUAG